AUGAUUGGGCUAUCAAACUCAAUUGUAUUUUUGGUAAUAAUUUUUAGUGUUGCCAGUCAAGGAGAUGUAGACCUUGGUUUUAUCACUACGGACUAUGAUAAAUUUAUUGGCAUGUUGUGUCAUAGUCACUUAGGUGCACAAUCAGGUAUUUGCCGAAAUACUUCAGCUUCUACACCACAUCCUCCAGGAGCUACAACACCAGCAACAACUCAAGCUACACAAGGAAUUUCUGGUUCCGGUUCUCAUCUUGGAAGUAGUUCAUCGUCUAUUUCGCCUCUUGCAAGUGCUCAUUGGUGUCAUCUCACAAAUGGUACAAAUCUACCACUCGGCUAUUUAUUCAUGUAUGCACCAUGCACAAUAUGUCAAUGUACAUCAUCUCAUAAUGUUCUUUGCUCAAAACUUGCGUGUAUGAACACCUACUGUAAAGAUGAUUCUACACCAGCCGUUAGAUAUGGUCAAUGCUGUCCACAAUGUGCCUAUGAAGCUAAUGCAACUGCAUGCUAUGUUAGCGGGGUCGGAUUUCCACAUGGCGCACUCCUUAAAAGUACUACCGAUAAUGUAAAUUGCUGGUGUGAAUACGGAAAUAUUGAAUGUCGUCAGGCAACAACUUCUGUUUUCGCAGGUUUAGAUCUUUGGGGUAAUGGUACAGCACCUUAUGUUAUUGCUACCAUCAUAUUAAUUAUUCUAUUCGUUGGUUUAUUACUUUGCUGUAGUUGCACACUUUUAUAUUAUUAUUAUUAUCAACGUAAUCAACAUGUUAUUCAACAAGUGUAUGAUCAAUACUGCAAUAAUACUGGUGGAUGGCAACCCAUGAAUGAAGAUGGUGUUGUUGUUGAUGCUAAUGCCGAACAAAAGCAAGCUGAAGCUGAAAACAGCCAGUUCAAAAAUGAAUAUCCAACUGGUAAUUCCGAAGCAUUUGUUCCUCCACCAUAUGCUCUUUACAAUGGCGCAUAUGUCAACGACGGCAGUGCCAAUAAUCAAAAACAUGCUUAA
Molecule: messenger RNA, 993 nt
Organism: Rotaria socialis
Lineage: Eukaryota; Metazoa; Rotifera; Eurotatoria; Philodinida; Philodinidae
Source: the annotation of a GenBank genome assembly